Nyctereutes procyonoides (raccoon dog) is the source of this 861-nucleotide messenger RNA. RefSeq lists its product as uncharacterized. The coding region runs from base 1 to 816 and encodes 271 amino acids. The transcript has 6 exons. The record is from RefSeq and is a predicted model, not a curated record. Lineage: Eukaryota; Metazoa; Chordata; Mammalia; Carnivora; Canidae.
AUGCCGGGCCCCGAAGUCCCCCGAAUGCGCACAGCCCCCGAAGAGGCCUCGCGGGGAGCCUUCCGGGCCGAGAACAGCACGCCUGGCAUUUCUGAGGAACGGCAAGGAGGGGGGAGAGGCUCGAGUGGGGUGAGCAAGGAGUUGCGCAAGAGGUCGGUGAGGCGAGCGAGCUGCCCCGGGGGCCCACCCGACGGGGUGCUCCCGGUCCCCCCUCACCGUCCCGAGUACCCGCCGCUGUCUGUGCGCGCAGCACUGCGCAUGUCCCGGUGCGCGGCAUUCGGCCCCGGCAGCGGGAGGUCCCUUCAGGCCUCGCGCACCUGCGCGCCGGCUCUGCGCUGCGCGUGCGCACUGGCCCUGGUGUGCCUGGCGCUGCUGCUGCUGCGGCCCGGGGGAGCCCUGGGGGAGGAGCUGCAGCCGCAGCAGCCCCCCGGGCCCAGGGCGGCGGACUGGCUGUCCAACUUCGCCCACUUCAACAAGUACCUGGAGAAGCUCUUCAACAGCAGCUCUAAGUCUAAGGACACCAAGAAAUCUAAAAACGUUAAAAACCCCAAGAAAGCUGCCAACACCACAAGAACCCCACCAGCAAACACCACGAAACCCCUACCAGCGAAUGCUACGAAACCCCCCCGACAGACCACCGGGAAACCCCAACCUCCGCCCUCCUCCCAGGGCCCCAGGGGUGAAGAAAAGGUAGUCCUGCCUUUGCCUCCAGGACCCUCUCAGCCUGUCACUCCAGCAAUGAGCAGAGCAGAAAUGGCAGGAGCCCAUCGAGGGCCUGUCCCUGAGAAGCUGGAUGUGAGGAUGGCACUCUCCUAGUUCUUCAAAGAUGCUUCCGUGUCAUCAUGGAAAGCCUGCCUUCCA